Messenger RNA from Aedes aegypti (yellow fever mosquito), 459 nucleotides. Its product is annotated as mite group 2 allergen Gly d 2.02. NCBI's taxonomy places the organism in Eukaryota, Metazoa, Arthropoda, Insecta, Diptera, Culicidae. The coding region runs from base 1 to 459 and encodes 152 amino acids. The record is from RefSeq and is a predicted model, not a curated record. The transcript is spliced from 2 exons.
AUGUUUAAGUUCGUUCUGGUUGCUGCCCUUGUGCCAGCCUUGGCCCUGGCCAACGUGAAUUUCCGUGCCUGCCCAAACAGAGCGCCGACGCCAACCAGCCUAAAAGUGAAUGAUUGCUACGGAGACAACUGCGUCCUGGUAGCCCGGAAGCCUCUGAGAGCUCAGGCCAUCGGAAUUGUCAGCCGUUACAACAGCAAUACGGCCACCAUAAAGAUUAUUGCCCGUUUUCUCGGUAAAGACGUCGGUUACAGAGUGCGUCCGGAGUUGACCAAUGCCUGCAAGGGAGUCGUAGGCGGAUGUCCGAUUGUCGCCGGGAGAACGUACAAUUUUGUUUUUGUUGAUGAAGUGUUGGAAGUUCCGGCGGUCAAUAUUCCGGUUGAAAUCGAAGUCAGUGUGAGCGGUGAUAGAGGCGUGGUUUUGGGCUGUGUUCGCUUCGAUGCUUGGAUAGCAAGGAGAUGA